Camellia sinensis is the source of this 2049-nucleotide messenger RNA. Its product is annotated as amino acid permease 3. The record is from RefSeq and is a predicted model, not a curated record. NCBI's taxonomy places the organism in Eukaryota, Viridiplantae, Streptophyta, Magnoliopsida, Ericales, Theaceae.
CAUUCCCACCCUCAUUGUCUAUCCCACACGAAACUCUCUCUCUCUCACGAACACACAGCUUUUCUACUUUGCUCUGGUUUUGAGUGCUACUGAAGCAUACCCAUUUACUCCCAAAACUUGUUCUGCCAAUUGGUUUUUGUUUAACUCUUGAUAAGUGUGUCAAUAACUCAGUCCAUAGUUAAAGUACUGACAAAAACAGUUGGAGAACCACACACCCACCACACUCUCUCUUCUUUUUAAGGCUUUCACAGAUACAAGUACAUAGAGAGUUCCAAUACCCAUUCUCAAUUAAAACAAACUAACUAGCAAGAGACCCUUUUUUAUCACCUUUAUCCAACACACCAAACCUGAAAAUCUCUUUCAAAAUCACAAAAUGGUUGAGAACACUGCCACAAAAAACAACAACCAUCUCAACCAUUUCUCUCUUCCCAUCGACGUGGCCAGCUCCAAAUGUUACGACGACGAUGGCCGUCUCAAACGAACCGGGACUGUUUGGACCGCAAGUGCUCACAUAAUAACAGCAGUGAUUGGGUCAGGAGUGUUGUCCUUGGCUUGGGCCACUGCUCAGCUGGGUUGGAUUGCUGGUCCAACUGUGAUGUUCUUGUUCUCCUUUGUCACUUACUACACUUCUACUCUCCUCGCUGCAUGUUACCGCUCUGGCGACCCUAACACCGGCAAGCGAAACUAUACUUACAUGGACGCUGUUAGCUCCAAUCUGGGUGGUGUGAAGUUCAUGAUAUGUGGGCUGAUUCAGUACCUGAACCUUUUUGGGGUGGCCAUUGGGUACACUAUUGCAUCUUCCAUAAGCAUGAUGGCAAUCAAAAGGUCUAACUGUUUCCAUGCAAGUGGAGGGAAAAAUCCUUGCAAAAUAUCAAGCACUCCCUAUAUGAUCAUGUUUGGUGUUGCGGAAAUCAUUUUCUCUCAAAUUAAAGACUUUGAUCAGAUAUGGUGGCUUUCGAUUGUUGCCGCUAUCAUGUCCUUUACUUACUCUUCAAUCGGUCUCGCCCUCGGAAUUUCCAAAGUUGCAGAAACUGGGAAAUUCAGGGGAAGUCUCACCGGGAUAAGCAUUGGCACGGUGACUGAGACUCAGAAAAUAUGGAGGAGCUUCCAAGCACUAGGAGACAUAGCUUUUGCCUAUUCUUACUCUAUCAUCCUUAUUGAAAUUCAGGACACAGUGAGGUCUCCCCCAUCAGAAUCAAAAACAAUGAAAAAGGCCUCUCUGAUAAGUGUUUCAGUGACAACCAUUUUCUACAUGCUCUGUGGCUGCUUUGGCUAUGCUGCUUUUGGGGACUUGGCCCCCGGUAACCUCCUCACUGGCUUCGGUUUCUACAAUCCCUACUGGCUCCUCGACAUCGCCAAUGUGGCCAUCGUCAUCCACCUUGUGGGUGCAUACCAAGUCUAUUGCCAACCCAUUUUCGCCUUUGUCGAAAAAAACGCAAUAGAAUGGUUCCCAGAAAGUAAAUUCAUCACCAAGGAAAUCAUGGUCCCAAUUCCGGGCCUCAAGACUUUCCGGCUCAACCUCUUUCGGUUGGUGUGGAGGACGGUUUUCGUGAUCACAACAACCGUGAUUUCGAUGCUCAUGCCGUUUUUCAAUGAUGUGGUUGGGAUUCUUGGAGCUUUUGGAUUUUGGCCUUUAACGGUUUAUUUCCCGGUGGAGAUGUACAUUGUGCAGAAAAAAAUACCCAAAUGGAGUACUAGAUGGCUUUGCUUGCAAAUUUUAAGUGGUGCUUGCCUCGUAAUUUCUAUUGCAGCCGCUGCCGGAUCGUUUGCCGGGGUUGCUCUUGAUCUUAAGGCAUAUAAGCCAUUUAAGACUAGUUAUUAGAUGUAGGGUAAUUUUAGCCAUAGUACAAAGAUUUGUGGAACAAGCCUAAAAUGUUCACGACAAGCCUAAAAAAGGGUAUGUCAAUGGUGUUACUUCGAACUUUUUAUGUUGGUUUUUACUAUGUAUUCGAGAAGGGAAAAAAAAAAUAUUAAAAAAAUAAAGGUAUUUCAUGUAUGGAUUUAUGUAAAAUUCAAAUAUUGAAGAGUAACUGGAAUUGUUGUCUCAGA